This is a messenger RNA of Pogonomyrmex barbatus (red harvester ant), 1072 nucleotides long. RefSeq names its product ribosomal protein L5 (gene RpL5). The record is from RefSeq and is a predicted model, not a curated record. Gene Ontology annotation, cellular component: cytosolic large ribosomal subunit; ribosome. Gene Ontology annotation, biological process: translation; ribosomal large subunit assembly. Gene Ontology annotation, molecular function: 5S rRNA binding; structural constituent of ribosome. NCBI's taxonomy places the organism in Eukaryota, Metazoa, Arthropoda, Insecta, Hymenoptera, Formicidae.
CAUCUUACCACAACUACAAGGCACCUCCUCAUUUCCGGAUAAUUCGUUGUGGAAAUUGGUUGCUGUAGGUUACCACAUAUAAUUUUUACGUAAUGGGUUUUGUCAAAGUAGUGAAAAAUAAGCAAUACUUCAAGCGGUAUCAGGUUAAAUUCAAGAGGCGUCGUGAAGGAAAGACUGAUUAUUAUGCGCGUAAACGAUUGACGAUCCAGGAUAAGAACAAGUACAACACACCCAAAUAUAGGUUGAUUGUACGUUUAUCAAAUAAGGAUAUUACAUGCCAGGUUGCAUACUCAAGAAUUGAAGGAGAUAGAAUUGUGUGUGCUGCCUACAGUCACGAACUUCCCAAAUAUGGAAUUAAAGUUGGUCUUACCAACUAUGCAUCUGCUUACUGUACUGGUUUGCUUUUAGCUAGAAGACUCCUUAAAAAAUUGGGAUUGGAUACGUUGUAUGAGGGUACCACAGAUGUGACUGGUGAUGAAUAUAAUGUUGAGGGAUUAGAUGGUGGCCCAGGUGCUUUCAGAUGUUACCUAGAUACAGGAUUAAUGCGUACCACGACAGGUGCUCGAGUUUUCGGUGCCAUGAAAGGUGCAGUUGAUGGUGGUCUUAAUAUCCCUCAUAGUACUAAGAGAUUCCCUGGCUAUGACAGCGACUCAAAGUCAUUCAAUGCAGAUGUGCAUCGACAGCAUAUAUUCGGCCAACACGUUGCGAACUAUAUGAGAACUUUGGAAGAAGAGGACGAUGAAGCUUUCAAGAGGCAGUUCUCACAAUAUAUUAAGCAUGGCAUCACUGCGAAUGAUAUCGAGAACAUUUAUAAAAAGGCUCAUGAAGCUAUCCGAGACAAUCCAGAACAUACAAAGAUUACGAGGGAGAAACCACCUGUCAAGAAGAGAUGGAAUCGCGCGAAAUUAUCAUUAUCUGAGAGGAAAAAUCGUGUUGCCCAGAAAAAAGCUUCAUUCCUCAAGACCCUGGAAGAAGCUGAAGUGUAAUCAUUUUUUGUUUUGGCUCAUUCUUACAAUGUAUACACAAAUUUAUGUGUAUAAAUCAAUCAGGAAUAAAGAAAACUCAAUAUUUA